AUGGCAGACGUGCAAAAGAAGCUCCAGGCACUAUCUGACAGCUACCAGGGCCUCCAGGCCGGUAAGGCAUUCGCUCUGCUUACGAAUUCGUUGGUUAAUCUCGGAACAGAGCUCGGAACUGCAGUAGAAGCACGCCAGAAGCUCGAAUCACAACAGCAGGAGAACAGUACGGUCAAGAAGGAAUUUGACAUACUCGACGACGAUGCGAACAUCUACAAGCAGAUCGGACCAGUACUGUUGAAGCAGGACAAGACAGAGGCCGUCAUGUCGGUUAAUGGCCGCCUCGAAUUCAUCGACAAGCAGAUCAAGGAUAUCGAGAAGCAGAUCCAGGGAAUACAGGACAAGAGCGAGAAGAUCAAGGGCGAGAUUAUCCAGAUACAGUCGGCGGCACAGCAAUCGCAACAAGCGGCGGCGUCGUCAUGA
Molecule: messenger RNA, 423 nt
Organism: Alternaria postmessia
Lineage: Eukaryota; Fungi; Ascomycota; Dothideomycetes; Pleosporales; Pleosporaceae
Exons: 4
Coding region: 1-423 (140 amino acids)
Biological process (GO): protein folding; chaperone-mediated protein complex assembly
Cellular component (GO): prefoldin complex; cytoplasm
Molecular function (GO): protein-folding chaperone binding
Source: RefSeq, a predicted model, not a curated record